Molecule: messenger RNA, 4317 nt
Organism: Clunio marinus
Lineage: Eukaryota; Metazoa; Arthropoda; Insecta; Diptera; Chironomidae
Source: the annotation of a GenBank genome assembly
AUGCCUUCUUCCGACAACGGUGAUAUUGAUGGCUACCACCAUUUGGGAUGUUUUCAACAACAAGUUCCAAGUCAUCACCAUCACACUUCCAGUUCGUCAAAUGCUUCAUCAACAAGAAGACGUUCGUCCUAUGGACAAAGUCAUUUUUCACAGCAAUUGAGUGCUGCGCCAAUCAUGUUCAAAGACUCUUGUUCCUUGAUUGGAUCACAAGAUAAUCUUGGAUGUUCAUCACCAUCGCGUUAUGAUUGCUACGUGACAACAACAAGUCGCCCUCAAUCAAGAUAUGAAGAAAACAUUACAUGUUGCAUUCCACCACCAUCUCCUGCUCCCAAUAAUGAUCGCUUCGUUAUUGGAAUGCCUGGGCCACAACAUCGCUUAAUGGUUCAGCAGCAACAACAACAGCGUUCCAUGUCACCGAAUUCAAGAUAUCGCAGCAGCAUGUCAGAUCGAUAUCGUGACAUGUCAUCAAGCCCUGGACAUUUCCUAGCUAAUUCUACACCUUUAGCUUCGAAUGAUAACUAUCCAGCUUAUUUGUCAUCAACUGUUCACACGCCAGUUAAACGUUACAUUCCAACACCUCCAUUAACAUGCACAAAUGAUCAAUCAUCACAAUACAGUGAUGGACCGACCUUAAGCAAUCCUGGUUAUCAUUUGUCACUUCCUCAACAAAACGCUUUAACACAAGUUGGUUCAUCUCAAACAUUGAAGCCAUCAAAGUCACGAAUGAAUCAGCAACAAACGCCACAAUAUCGAAUCAACAUGAAAUGCUGUUCAGAUUCUCAAAAGCAACAACAGAUAAACACUUCAACACUGCCACUGCCAUCAUCAUCACAAACUGACCAUUACGCUACAACUCCAAGAAUUCGCCCAAACAGUAUCAAUACGAAGUCAUCUGGUUCAGGUGUUUCCAACUCUUCCACUGCCACAUCAAUCUGUUGUGCACAAUCACAAACUGGAACUCAAUGCGAUUAUGGAACAAGACCAACAAGCGCUGAUUAUGCUUCAAUUUCUAGUUCAAGUCGUGUUGUAACGCCAAUCAACUUGAUGAAUCAAACUGAUCAAUCGUGCUUGAAUUGUAGACGUACAACUGGCGUUCAUCAAACUACACAAACUACUGGACCGAUAAGCCCCGUUCCCCAACCACUUGUGUUGCCAACAAUGUCAGAAGGACAUCAAUCUCAAUCACCCUUGAGUCCACAACCAUCGUCAACUCAUUCAGUUGCAUCAAUACAAUCUGUUGCAUCAUUGGCACCAGAACCAACAUAUUCGUCGACAACAAUUCAACAAGAGAAGAUUGAAGAAGAUUCCAAUGAAGGCCAACAACCGCAGAUGUUGUUGAACAAGUCAACAAUGCCUGAGCCACAGCCGAUUGCGCAUCCACCAGUUCAACAAGAAUCUUCAAUAACUGGCAGCAAUCGAUCAUUCAUGUAUCAAUAUCAACAUAAUGAUUCAUCAUCAAAUCUUUUGAACUCAAACAUGAACCUUCAACAGAGAAAUACGUUGCAGCAAAGACAACAAAAUCAAUCACGCUACUCACGAAAGCAGAAAGUCAAGGAAUACGUCAAACGUGAAAUAGCGAAAUUCUUUGGGGUUGAUAUCUUGAGUGAAGAGGAAGAACGCAUAAAAUGGUUCGAACGUCAGAAACGAUUGGCGAUAAGGUGUUUUGGACAGCUUCGUGAUGACAUGGACAUUUCCAACUCGCCACGUCAUCAAGGAAGGAAUGAACAACAACUUGGAUAUCGACCAGAUAUUCUACCAGCACAAAACACUGAAGAAACUGAACGUACGCAUUACAAGAUUGAACGUAAAGCGUCAGUUGCGACAAUGAUGUGGAAUGGAAUUUCUUAUCUGGUUAGUCGUCGUAACCCAAGAAAGCAGAAGCAAUGGUCACGAUCAUUUGCACCAGCACAUGUCAAGAACAAUGAUGACAAUGACUUAUGCGAUGGUUUAAGUCCAAUUCAAACUGACGAAGCUUUUUUUGAUUCACCAAGUUCCAGUCAAAAUAGUCAAGACGGAAGUAACACAAAUCGUCAAAUGUAUUCAGCAGCAAGUGCAUCGGUUCGCAACAAUGGUUGGCAAAUAAAAUCGAAUCAACAUGAACAUGAAUUACAUUCAGGAAUGAGAAUUGGUUGUCGUAUCUCAUCUCAAUUGCUUGAUGGAAUUAUGGACAAUUCGAGACGACCAGUGAUGAAUGAAAUCAAAUUGCAACGUCCAAAUGAUCUCGAUGAUCGACAUGAUUAUCGACCUUUCUUCACAUAUUGGAUUAACACGGUUCACAUUCUCGUUUUGGCAAUUACUUUGAUCUGCUAUGGCAUUGUUGCAUUUGGCAUUGGAUUGGAACAUAAAAGUGCACAAGUCAUGGUGACUAACUUGAACUUGCAACAAGUUUCACAUCAUGAACAACGAAAUGUUUGGAUCGGACCGAGAAGCAUGGAUCUUGUCCAUCUAGGAGCGAAGUUUGGUGGCUGCAUGCGACGUGAUGCUAAGAUUCUUGAUGUCAUUGCUAAAACAAAAAGGAAAGAACGUGAAACUGCUUGUUGCAUUCGUAACGAUGAUUCGGGAUGUGUGCAAACGUCUCAAGCUGAAUGUUCAGUCGGUGGUUUAUGGCCAACACAGAAAACAAUCUCAAAAUGGAAGAAAUGGUCACCAGGCGAUUCUGGGCCAGGCGGAAGAAUUUCUGGGAGUGUUUGCGGUUUAGAUCCAAAGUUUUGCGAUGCACCAACUUCAGUUGCACCUUAUGAAUGGCCUGAUGAUAUAACAAAAUGGCCAAUUUGUCGGAAAACUAAUUCAAUCUCUCAUCGAUCACGUCUUAAAGAUCACACAGCUGAACAUAUGGUUUGUGAGAUUGUUGGUCAUCCAUGUUGUACUGGAGUUUACGGGGAAUGUCGGAUCACUACAGAAGAAUAUUGUAACUUCAUAAAUGGAUACUUCCAUGAAGAAGCUUCACUUUGUUCUCAGGUUUCUUGUAUGAGUAACGUGUGUGGGAUGUUUCCGUUUUUCUCUAACGAUGUUCCAGAUCAAUUUUAUCGGCUUUUUACAUCUCUUUGCUUACACGCUGGUAUUUUACAUUUAGCAAUUACAAUUGCAUUUCAACAUAUUUUUCUAUCCGAUCUGGAACGGCUUCUUGGACCUUUACGAACCGCCAUCAUUUAUAUUGCGUCGGGAAUUGCUGGGAACUUGACAAGUUCAAUUUUAGUUCCAUAUCGACCAGAGGUUGGUCCAUUGGCAUCUCUUGCUGGUGUCAUCUCAUCUUUAGCUAUUAUUCUAACCUUUUGUCAUUGGAAACAACUUAAAAAGCCUUAUCUGGCUUUAAUUAAACUUUUAUUAAUAGCAGCAUGUCUCUUUGGCAUGAGUACUUUACCAUGGCAGCAGAAUUUUGCUGGUCUCAUUGGUGGAAUAGUCUUUGGAAUGGGAUUAACGUUUGCAUUGGUUCCCUUUGUUAAUAUAACAAAAUAUAAUCGUAAAUCUAAGAUUAAUCUCAUUUGGACAUGCAUUUUAAUACACUUACUAAUUUAUGCAGCAAUGUUUGUCAUAUUUUAUGUUUUCCCGACACUCUUCUCGUCUCUUGGCUUUGCUGGUUCUCAUCCUAACGAUCAUUUCACUAAUGGUCAACCGGGACAUUUCGAUAGUGAACACAAUAUUAACUCAAACAACAAUCAGAACGUCUUUAAUGGCGUCAUAAAUAAUUAUAACACUGGAGGUGGAAUUGUUUCGAGUAUUCGAAGUCCACCACCACAAUUUCACAUGAAUAUUGGUCAUAAAAAUUACUAAUAGAUAUUCCAAAUGUUUUGUUUCUCCGUAAGACUAGUUCGUAAUCAUAUACGAAGUAAAGGUAAUUAGUUGGAAAAUAAUUUAAAGUUGUAUUGAAAAAAGGAAAAAUCUGAUGACAUCUUUCAAAGAUAUCAAUCAAUAAUUAAUGAAAUUGUUUAGAGUAAGAAGGAUGUGUCCGAUGAAUAUCUAGCACCUUAUCAUUCCUUUGUUGUUUAAUGUAUUUAAGUCAGUCACGUUUUCCAUUUAUUGUUCCCUUCUUCUUACUAUUCAUGACAAGAGAAAAGCUUUGAAAGCAGACAGCGAUGAAACUGAUGAGAAAUUAUUUUUGCAAAUCAAUAAAACUCCAAAUAUCUAUUUAAUAUCUCAAAUGAAAGAUGAAAUCUUAUUUAAUUAUUUUAAUUUUCAAAUGAAAUGAUAACGAAAAGAAAAUUCUUUUAACAACACUUAAAAAUCUUCAUUAAUAUGCUACACAAAUUGAACAACAUUAUAUAAUUAUUUAUCAAAAUAUUUAAAGAAUUAAUAAAGAUGAAAUGUGAAAUCUCGUGA